Molecule: messenger RNA, 6308 nt
Organism: Equus quagga
Lineage: Eukaryota; Metazoa; Chordata; Mammalia; Perissodactyla; Equidae
Gene: KCNQ5
Product: potassium voltage-gated channel subfamily Q member 5
Exons: 16
Coding region: 4-2916 (970 amino acids)
Biological process (GO): potassium ion transport; transmembrane transport
Cellular component (GO): membrane
Molecular function (GO): voltage-gated potassium channel activity
Source: RefSeq, a predicted model, not a curated record
GCCAUGCCCCGCCGCCACGCGGGAGGGGACGAGGGCGGCGCCGCCGGGCUCUGGGCGCAGAGCGGCGCGGCAGCGGCGGCGCGCGGGGGGCGCCCAGGCGGCGGCAUGAAGGAUGUGGAGUCGGGCCGGGGCGGGGUGCUGCUGAGCUCGGCGGCCGCCGGCGGCGACGGGCUGCUGCUGCUGGGCACCCGCGCGGCCGCGCUAGGCGGCGGCGGCCGGAGGGAGAGCCGGCGGGGCAAGCAGGGCGCCCGGAUGAGCCUGCUGGGGAAGCCGCUCUCCUACACCAGCGGCCAGAGCUGCCGGCGCAACGUCAAGUACCGGCGGGUGCAGAACUACCUGUACAACGUGCUGGAGAGACCCCGCGGCUGGGCGUUCAUCUACCACGCGUUCGUUUUUCUCCUUGUCUUUGGUUGCUUGAUUUUGUCAGUGUUUUCCACAAUCCCUGAGCACACAAAGUUGGCCUCAAGUUGCCUCUUGAUUCUGGAGUUUGUGAUGAUUGUCGUCUUUGGUUUGGAGUUCAUCGUUCGAAUCUGGUCUGCAGGUUGCUGCUGUCGGUAUAGAGGAUGGCAAGGAAGACUGAGAUUUGCUCGAAAGCCCUUCUGUGUUAUAGAUACCAUUGUUCUCAUUGCUUCAAUAGCAGUUGUUUCUGCAAAAACUCAGGGUAAUAUUUUUGCCACGUCUGCACUCAGAAGUCUCCGUUUCCUGCAGAUCCUCCGCAUGGUGCGCAUGGACCGGAGGGGAGGCACGUGGAAGUUACUAGGUUCAGUGGUUUAUGCUCACAGUAAGGAAUUAAUCACAGCUUGGUACAUAGGAUUUUUGGUUCUUAUUUUUUCAUCUUUCCUUGUCUAUCUGGUGGAAAAGGAUGCCAAUAAAGAGUUUUCUACAUAUGCAGAUGCUCUCUGGUGGGGCACAAUUACGUUGACAACGAUUGGCUAUGGAGACAAGACUCCCCUAACUUGGCUGGGAAGGUUGCUCUCCGCUGGCUUUGCGCUCCUCGGCAUUUCUUUCUUUGCACUUCCCGCUGGCAUUCUUGGCUCAGGUUUUGCAUUAAAAGUACAAGAACAGCACCGCCAGAAACACUUUGAGAAAAGAAGGAACCCAGCUGCCAACCUCAUUCAGUGUGUUUGGCGUAGUUACGCAGCUGACGAGAAAUCUGUUUCCAUUGCAACCUGGAAGCCGCAUUUGAAGGCCUUGCACACCUGUAGCCCUACCAAGAAAGAACAAGGGGAAACAUCAAGCAGUGAGUGCUGUAGUAGUAGACAGAAGCUCCUCCGAGUGUGCACCUCGUGGAAGCAGAGUCAGAAGCUCAGUUUUAAGGAGCGAGUGCGCAUGGCCAGCCCGAGGGGCCAGAGCAUUAAGAGCAGACAGGCCUCAGUAGGCGACAGGAGGUCCCCGAGCACGGACGUCACGGCCGACGGCAGCCCCACCAAAGUGCAGAAGAGCUGGAGCUUCAACGACCGCACCCGCUUCCGGCCCUCGCUGCGCCUCAAGAGUUCGCAGCCCAAACCAGUGAUAGACGACAUCUCUGGAGAGAAGUUGAAUGUACCCAGCAGGGACGGGCUGCAGCCAUCAGGCAGCACACGUGCUGACACGACGCUUGGCACUGAUGAUGCUUAUGAUGAGAAGGGAUGCCAGUGUGAUGUGUCAGUGGAAGACCUCACCCCACCACUUAAAACUGUCAUUCGAGCUAUCAGAAUUAUGAAAUUUCAUGUUGCAAAACGGAAGUUUAAGGAAACAUUACGUCCAUAUGAUGUAAAAGAUGUCAUUGAACAGUAUUCUGCUGGCCACCUCGACAUGCUGUGCAGAAUUAAAAGCCUUCAAACACGUGUUGAUCAAAUUCUUGGAAAAGGGCAGAUCACGUCAGAUAAGAAGAGCCGAGAGAAAAUGCCAGCAGAACACGAGCCCACAGAUGACCUCAGUAUGCUAGGCCGGGUGGUCAAGGUUGAAAAACAGGUGCAGUCCAUUGAGUCCAAGCUGGACUGCCUGCUAGACAUAUAUCAACAGGUCCUCCGGAAAGGCUCUGCGUCAGCCCUCACCUUGGCCUCGUUCCAGAUCCCACCUUUUGAAUGUGAACAGACGUCUGACUAUCAAAGCCCUGUGGACAGCAAAGAGCUGUCCAGUUCCGCACAAAACAGUGGCUGCUUAUCCAGAUCAGCCAGUGCUAACAUCCCCCGCGGGCUGCAGUUCAUUCUCACCCCAAACGAGUUCAGUGCUCAGACUUUCUACGCGCUUAGCCCUACUAUGCACAGUCAAACAACACAGGUGCCAAUGAGUCAGAGCGAUGGCUCCACAGUGGCAGCCGCCAGCAACAUUUCAAGCCAAAUAAAUGUGGCACCCAAGCCAGCAGCCCCAACAACUCUGCAGAUCCCACCUCCUCUCCCAGCCAUCAAGCAUCUGCCCAGGCCAGAGGCCCUGCACACACACCCCGCAGGCUUACAGCAAAGCAUUUCUGAUGUCACCACCUGCCUCGCUGUCUCCAAGGAAAAUAUUCAGGUUGCACAGUCAAAUCUGACCAAGGACCGUUCUCUGAGGAAAAGCUUUGACAUGGGAGGGGAAACUUUGUUGUCUGUCCACCCCAUGGUGCCCAAGGACUUGGGCAAAUCUUUGUCUGUGCAAAACCUGAUCAGGUCCACAGAGGAACUGAAUAUACAGCUUUCAGGGAGUGAGUCAAGUGGCUCCAGAGGCAGCCAAGAUUUUUAUCCCAAAUGGAGGGAAUCCAAGCUGUUUAUAACUGAUGAAGAGCUGGGUCCCGAGGAGAUGGAGACAGACGCUUUUGAUGCUGUGCCCCAGCCUGCCCGGGAAGCUGCUUUUGCCUCAGACUCUCUAAGGACUGGAAGGUCACGAUCAUCUCAGAGCCUUUGUAAGGCACGAGAAAGUACAGAUGCCCUCAGCCUGCCUCCUGUCAAACUGAAAUAAGUUCCUCGCUUUGUUUCUAGGCAUUGCAGUUCCUUUAGCCAUUACAUAUCAUUGCAUGAACUAUUUUGAAAGCCCUUCUAAAAAGUUGAAAUUGCAAGAAUUGGGAAGAACAUGAAAGUUAGUUUAUAAGCCUGUUAUCUUUCAAUUGCAUGAAAAUGCAUGUUUAGGGACGGCUGAAAUUCCAAGGUACAUCAACGUUAACCUACUCAUUUAGUAAUGUACCUCGAGUUAAAAAUCCUGAAAACCAGACACUGCUAAUGCUACGGAGUGUACGAAAAUGUCGCGAUCAGGUACUUUAGAAGAUUUGACUGUGUAUUUUGAAAUUAUGGGAGUAAACACCUUCAAAUUCCAGGCAUUUCUGCUGUGUCGUUAAAUACAAAAUACGUUUUCAAAAUUAGCCAUAAUGUGUGUUUAAACACAAUGGCUGUCAACAGCUGCUAAAGGUAUUGAGUAAAGCAGAAUUUGCGAAUAAUAGAAAUGGCUGCUUAUUUCAAGAUAUAUGUGCCAACCUAUUCCUACUUAACCAUUUUAUUAUUAAUGUAAUUUGAAUGUCAGUUUGUGUGCUUUUGGUGACAACGCUGUGGCGAGCAACUUCGCACAUCAUGUUCAUGUUGUUUUUUAUGACAAGAAUGUUCUUCAAUUAGAAAAUGUGCAAAUAAUUAAGUUCAGGGCCAGUGGGGCAAAUGGACUGACUACUGGACGUGUGUGACUUCAUGCAAACAUAUCCUGUGCUGAGUCAGCAUCACAAGUGGUCAGCUUCUGCAGGAGCCAGUGCCACCCGGUCAGCAGAAGGUAGCAGGCAGACUGACCUCUCUGCAGCGGCCCACCACAGGCCUGCCAGCACUGCCACCGCAGGGGAGCAUGGGCAGCUGAGGUACAGGUGGGAUCCCAGGGAGGGGACAUGUGAGCAAGGCUGAGACGGGAAAGGCCAGAAAAGAUCCAGACACAACACCGGCAGGCAGGCAAAGUCACGGAAAAUGCCUUCCCUCGAAGGCAACAGGAGGGAGACAUCAGCCACAACAAAACAACUCAAUUUUUUAGAAAAUGAAGAUUGCCAGGGAAUUCAGCUACCCAUUCUUAUUCGUCCUUUAUUCUUAUAUAUAAGCAGAAAGUUUUGCAAGGUAUUUAUUUUUAAUAUGUCCUGAAUGUUUUUUGCUGUUGUGUCUCAUUUUUUGCAUAUGAAAGGCUAAAACUAAACUUCCUUUACUUUUUAUACUGUAGUGAACAUUUUCUAUUCUCCCCAGAGUGUUGCCUCAAAUCUGAAAUUAUUGGUUCAGUUUCCUGGUGUAAACAUUUACAGUGAGAAGCCAGACAACACUGGCAGGGUCUGCAAAUCAAAACACUUAAUCAACAACUAGAAUAUGCAACCAUGUUCUGGGGGGUUUGAGGAGAAGAAGAAAAAAAAAACAAAAACAAAACACUUAAUCAUUUAGCAUGGCCGCAAAAAUACCAAGAGAAACAAAAUAAAAAAUGUACUUACCAGAAAGCAGGCAGUGCUGACUGCUUAUUAGAAACCAGCCCAGCUGUCUCAGACUGUCAGAGCUUCUGCUCAGGGAAUGACAUUCAAAAGGCAAGGAGAAGCAAGAUAACUUAAAGUCGGUUAAACUCUAGCCACGGAGGACUUCAGAGAGGAAGAGCUUUUUCCUUGGCCCAUAGUGGUGCCUCCAGAAGGCUUCUCCAGCAGCCAGGACGAAUGAGCAGGGAUAUCAACCUGCUAUCCAAAGGCAGGGGGCGGCCCUGAGAGCCACCAGCCCUCCCAGCUCUCUGCCGCGCCAGUUUCUCCAUGCCUGACUCUCCUGCUACUUGUCUUCUCCGUGAACUGCUUAUCCAUCCCUGCCACCAUUUUGCUUCUGAACUCCACCAGGACUUAACCAGCCUUCAUCCCCAAGUAGGCCACUCGUCUACUCUACCCAAAAUGUACUUUUCAACCUUUUAAAAUCCUGUUCCUUUUGAUAAACACUGAAAUUUUGAAAGCUUUCUCUUCUCACCCCACCUGGAUUCUAGCACACUCCCCUGGAGUGUAUCAUUCAAAAUCUUCUUGGCUGCUAGAGAUACAUAGAAGAUAGUCUAAAUUUUACACUCCAGUUAAGAAGAUUUUAUCAAGCUGUUAAAGCAAUUAUUUUCAUUUUUGAAAUAUAGAAUUUUAGUAAAUUAUUAAAUGCAAUUUUUCAUCCAUCCAUGUCUCUACUCAACCUGAAGUUGUGACACACCCUCCCCAGCAGGCUGCAGAGGUGCACACACACACGCACACCACUCCACUGACUGAAGCCACACACCUGCCAUGCACUCUCAGGCUCUCUCCAGGUACGAGUGAGGGCAGAGGGGGAGGCAGCGACUUUCAGGUAGCACUGAUUCUCGGACAUGCUCUGUCCUGGGUCAAACCCCACUGGCAGCAGAAUUCUGAAUGUACUGGGGACCCCUCCAUGGGCCUCUUUAGGCCUCAGACACAGUACAGUUCAUCCAGCAUUCUGAAGACUGAAGAUUCAGAAACAAAACCUAAAUGCAUCACUGAGGUCUUAAUUAUAGCAAAAUGUGGCAAACUAUGUUGUGAAAAACUUUCAUACAUUGAAGCCAUGACCAUUUGUGUCUGUCUUACUCCAGCACAACAAUUCUUAGAUGCUAAUGAUAGUUGUGUUGUGUGAAACUAUAGGCUUCUGUCCGCUGUGUUGUUCUGUACGGGGUUGAGAGGGGCUCCCGUUUACACUUAGCAAAGCCCAUUGGUCAGUCCCUAGUGGCGUCUUGAAGCACAAUUUGAUGGAGCACUGAGCAGCCACAUGCUGUCUCAGUCCAAGUUUGUCUGCCUUCUUCAACUUGUAAGAGUGAUCAAGCUAAGACUUUAUUGCAAACAUCCCUUAUAUGAGGUUAACUCAAAAAUUUUGCUGUGUCUGAUCUAAAUGUUUGCAUUUUGUUCAACUGAAUUAAUAUCUGUAGGUUGCAAGUUUUGUUUAAAGAGGACACUUUAUUGAGUUUUAAAUCUUCACCUCCUGUUCUAAGGUGCCUUUCUUACCUCCCAUUGACUGUGAUUCUGAAAGUCCUUAUUUUGCAGGUAAAACCAGUCUAAUAGAAAGGAGGAAAUCAGGCACAAAGUGACUAAUUCUUAUGCCCAUUUGCAAAGCAAAACUAUAAGAAAUGAUGAAACCCGAUCAAUUAAAUUAAUGGAGCACUUCAUUCAAUCAGAUUUUUAAAAUAUCAUAAUGUUAACUUAUCUCCCCAGAAGCCGAUUUUUUUGCCUUAAAUGAUGUGAUUGUGUUUUUGUAAGAGAAACAAUUUAAUAUAAUUAUGUGCAUUUAAGUGAGCAAUUCUAAAAGUCAUGUAUGACAGUACAAUUGUUUGUUUCCUGAAAACAAAUAAAUCAGGACUAUCAUAUCCAUUUCAAGCUAUCAUUAAAAUGU